Molecule: messenger RNA, 812 nt
Organism: Nipponia nippon (crested ibis)
Lineage: Eukaryota; Metazoa; Chordata; Aves; Pelecaniformes; Threskiornithidae
Source: RefSeq, a predicted model, not a curated record
GUUUGCCCGCCUACAAAAACUUAUCAUCAGUUUGGCUGGUCGUAACCUUUAUAUCCGUUUUCAGUCUGGAACAGGGGAUGCAAUGGGAAUGAAUAUGAUUUCAAAAGGUACUGAAAAAGCACUGGAAAGGCUGAAUGAAGAGUUUCCUGAUCUCCAGGUUAUAGCUAUUAGUGGUAACUAUUGUACAGACAAAAAACCUGCUGCUAUAAAUUGGAUAGAAGGAAGAGGGAAGUCUGUUGUCUGUGAAGCAGUUGUUCCAGCUAAGGUUGUUAGAGAAGUCUUGAAGACCACUACAGAAGAUAUAGUUGAAGUCAACAUAAACAAGAAUUUAGUGGGUUCUGCAAUGGCUGGUAGCAUAGGUGGCUACAAUGCACAUGCAGCAAACAUUGUGACAGCUAUCUACAUUGCCUGUGGUCAGGAUGCUGCACAGAACGUGGGCAGCUCUAAUUGCAUCACUUUGAUGGAGCGAACUGGUUUCACCAACGAAGACCUGUACAUCAGCUGCACAAUGCCUUCUAUAGAAAUAGGAACUGUUGGUGGAGGCACCAACUUGCUUCCGCAGCAGGCCUGUUUGCAGAUGUUAGGGGUUCAAGGUGCAAGCCAAGAUAACCCUGGUGAAAAUGCCCGUCGGCUUGCUAAAAUUGUAUGUGCUACAGUGAUGGCAGGGGAAUUAUCACUAAUGGCAGCCCUUGCAGCUGGGCAUCUAGUUAAAAGCCACAUGAUUCACAACAGGUCAAAAAUAAAUCUACAAGAUCUUCGAGGAACCCGCGCUAAGAAGGCAGCUUGAAUACUAAAGCAGCUUUGAAAUGAAG